CCAUACUUCACUUCCAAUUCACAGCUUGAAUCUCUUCAAGUCUUAAUACAUAUAUCUCUCUCUCUCAUCAACAAGCAUUAAUUUUUCGGAAAAACUAAGAAUGUCUGCAAUCAUUCACACAACCCCACCAUGCAUGGAGCUGCUGCUGCUGUCCGAUCAUCUCCAUGCAUCCGUCAAUCUCAACAGAAAGCGGUGGCGCAAGGCCUUCGCCGCCGUCUACUGCUCCCGAGCCUUCCUCAAACACUUCCCAUUAUCAACAAUCGCCAUUGAUGUCGUCGAUCACGCUCACAAUCAUGAUCAUCAUUUCCCCGGCCUCAAUCGCUCAGCCCUCAACCACCUCGUCAAGAACAAAAACCGCCGCCAUCUCUCAGAGCUCGGCGGCUCUCGAGGCGUCGCCGCCUCGCUCGAAACAGACCCCCACCUCGGAAUAACCGGCGAUCAGCGCGACCUCGCCGCGAGACACGAAGCCUUCGGUAAAAACACAUAUCCCUCGCCGCCGGCGAAAACCCUCCUCCAUUUCACACUCGAAGCUCUCAAGGAUCCAACCAUCUUAAUCCUCCUCGCCUGCGCCGCCCUCUCCCUCGGCUUCGGCAUCAAGGAGAACGGCCCCAAGGAAGGCUGGUACGACGGCGGGAGCAUAUUCGUCGCCGUGUUCCUCGUCGUCGCCGUCUCCGCCGCCAGCAACUUCAAGCAGAGCCGGCAGUUCGACAAGCUCUCCGAAGUCAGCAGCAACAUUUUAGUACAAGUGGUGAGGAAUGGGAGACGACAAGAAGUCUCAAUCCACGACGUCGUCGUGGGCGACGUCGUGGUCUUGAACAUCGGGGAUCAAGUCCCCGCCGACGGCCUCUUCCUAGAAGGGCAUUCUUUACAGGUAGACGAGUCGCAGAUGACUGGGGAGAGCGACGGCGUGGAGGUCGACAGCGAGGUUAACCCCUUCAUCUUCUCCGGCACUAAGGUGGCCGACGGCUACGGCAAGAUGGUGGUGACGGCCGUCGGGAUGGACACGCUGUGGGGGGAGAUGAUGAGCACGAUAAGCCGGGAUGCAGACGAGCAGACGCCGUUGCAGAGCCGCCUCAACGGGCUCACCUCCUCGAUAGGGAAGCUCGGGUUGGCCGUGGCGUUUCUAGUUCUUUCUGUGUUGCUGAUUCGAUACUUCACCGGAAAUACAGAGGAUGAGAAUGGGGAGAGAGAGUUCAGAAAAGGAGAGACUAAAGCAGACGAUGUGAUCAACUCUGUUUUAGGGAUUAUUGCAGCUGCGGUCACCAUUGUAGUUGUUGCUAUACCGGAAGGUUUGCCUUUGGCUGUGACACUAACUCUUGCAUUUUCCAUGAAGAGGAUGAUGGCUGAUCAGGCUAUGGUGAGGAAGCUCUCUGCUUGCGAGACGAUGGGCUCUGCUACGACGAUUUGCACGGACAAAACGGGGACUCUCACGCUCAAUAAGAUGAAGGUGACAAAGUUCUGGUUAGGGAAGGAGUUGUUUGAAGGUGGUGGUUUGAUGGGUAGGUAUGUCGUUGAGCUGCUCCAUCACGGCGUCGGCCUCAACACGACGGGUGGGGUUUACGGGGCAGGGGAGGGCCUCGAGUUCUCUGGCAGCCCGACUGAGAAGGCGAUCCUGUCGUGGGCCGUGGUGGAGCUGAGCAUGGACAUGGAGGAGGUGAGGAGAGGGUGUGAAGUUCUUCAUGUUGAAGCAUUCAAUUCGGAGAAGAAGAGAAGUGGUGUUUUGUUGAAGAAGUUUGGAGAUGGUGAGAUUGAGAUUCAUGUGCAUUGGAAAGGAGCUGCAGAGAUGAUCCUUGCAAUGUGCUCACACUACUAUGAUUUCGAAGGUAACAUCAAAGAUUUGAACGAUGAAGAAAGGAAUGAAUUGAAUCACAUCAUUCAAGGCAUGGCUGCUUCUAGCCUUAGGUGUAUUGCAUUUGCACAUAAACAGAUCUCCGAGUGUGAUCAGGCCAAUCUAGAAAAGAAGAAAAUCCAAGAAAAUGGAUUGAUUCUACUAGGCUUAGUAGGGUUGAAAGAUCCGUGCCGGCCGGGGGUGAGGAAGGCGGUGCAGGACUGCCGUGGCGCGGGCGUGGCCGUGAAGAUGAUCACGGGCGACAACGUGUUCACGGCCACGGCCAUCGCCACGGAGUGCGGGAUCCUCGAGGCGGAUCAAGAAAAUAUUAAUGAAUGUGUGGUGGACGGAGCCGAGUUCCGGGGCUACACAGACGAGGAGCGAAUGGAGAGGGUCGAGGCCAUCCGCGUGAUGGCCAGGGCCUCUCCGUUCGACAAGCUCCUCGUCGUGCAGUGCCUGAGGAGGAAGGGCCACGUGGUGGCCGUGACGGGCGACGGCACGAACGACGCGCCGGCGCUGAAGGAGGCGGACAUAGGGCUGUCCAUGGGGAUUCAAGGAACAGAGGUGGCGAAACAGAGCUCUGAUAUAGUGAUCAUGGAUGACAACUUUGCUUCUGUUGUGACAGUUUUGAGAUGGGGGAGAUGUGUGUAUAAUAACAUACAGAAGUUUAUUCAGUUCCAGCUCACGGUGAAUGUGGCGGCGCUGACGAUCAACUUCGUGGCGGCGGUCUCGGCAGGGGAGGUGCCGCUGACGGCGGUGCAGCUGCUGUGGGUGAACCUGAUCAUGGACACGCUCGGGGCGCUGGCCCUCGCCACGGAGAAGCCGACGAGGGAGCUCAUGGAGAGGCGGCCGGUGGGGCGGUCGGAGGCGUUGAUCACCAACGUGAUGUGGAGGAAUCUGACGGCUCAGGCGGCGUACCAGAUAGCCGUGCUGCUGGUGCUGCAGUUCCGGGGGGUGGCGCUGCUCCGGGUGAGCCGGGGGGCGAACGAGACGAUGAUCUUCAACGCGUUCGUGCUGUGCCAGGUGUUCAACGAGUUCAAUGCGAGGAAGAUGGAGAGGAGGAAUGUGUUUGAAGGGUUGCAUAGGAAUAAGGUGUUUGUGGGGAUUGUGGGAGUCACAUUGGUUUUGCAAGUGGUGAUGGUGGAGUUCUUGAACAAGUUUGCUGAUACAGAGAGGUUGGAUUUGGGGCAGUGGGGGAUCUGUGUGGGGAUUGCAGCUGCUGCUUGGCCUAUUGCUUGGGUUGUGAAGCUCGUGCCGGUGCCGGAGAGGCCGUUUUUCAAUUAUUUCGGUUUCAAGAAGUGGACGAAACGCGCCUUCUAGGUCGAUCCCGUUUUACGGUUACUUCGGAUUUGAGAAGCGGACGAAACGACUUCUGAGUCGACCCAGGAGGUUUUUUCGGUUUCGAGAAGCGGACGAGAACGACUUCUAAGUUGACCUAGAAGGCGUUUUUCGGUUAUUUCGAUUUCAUUGACCUAGAACGCGUUUUUUAGUUAUUUCGAUUUCAAGAAGUGGAUGAAACGACUUCUAGGUCGACCUAGAAGGUGUUUUCCAAUUAUUUCGAUUUCAAGAAGUGGACAACAUGCCUCUAAGUCGAUCUAGACCUAGAAGAUGUUUUGUCCACUUCUUGUGUAAUUACUAGCUUAAGCUUGAUAUUAUUCAUUUAUUUA
This is a messenger RNA of Salvia miltiorrhiza (redroot sage), 3495 nucleotides long. Its product is annotated as putative calcium-transporting ATPase 13, plasma membrane-type. Gene Ontology annotation, biological process: calcium ion transmembrane transport. Lineage: Eukaryota; Viridiplantae; Streptophyta; Magnoliopsida; Lamiales; Lamiaceae. Gene Ontology annotation, cellular component: intracellular membrane-bounded organelle; membrane. The coding region runs from base 101 to 3148 and encodes 1015 amino acids. Gene Ontology annotation, molecular function: P-type calcium transporter activity; ATP binding; ATP hydrolysis activity. The transcript has a single exon. The record is from RefSeq and is a predicted model, not a curated record.